AUCCCGACGUUCUACCAGUGUGUUUGAGGCGGACCCAAAUCUUAACUUAUUAGUUGGAGGACACUUACACCAAAGGACACGCACAUACACACAGUCGUCCUCCAGAGGUGCAGCAGCAGCCCGCACACCACCACACUGUUUCUAUGUAUGUGCCCCGGCACAGUGCAGACAGAGGUUGUAAACAUGGCGGCGGACGGGAUGGUGCUUACCAACCACGACCAUCAGACCCGAGUGGGGAUUUUGACGGUCAGUGACAGCUGUUUCAAUAACUUGGCUGAGGACAGGAGUGGAGUCAACCUGAAAGACCUGGUCCAUGAUCCCUCACUGCUGGGAGGAGUCAUAGCAGCCUACAAGAUUGUUCCAGAUGAGAUCGAUGAAAUCAAGGACACUCUUUUGGAGUGGUGCGAUGAACAGCAGCUGAAUCUCAUCCUCACUACUGGAGGAACUGGCUUUGCACCACGAGAUGUUACUCCUGAGGCCACCAGAGAAGUGAUAGAGCGAGAGGCUCCGGGUAUGGCUCUCGCCAUGCUGAUGGGAUCACUCAACGUUACACCACUAGGCAUGCUGUCCAGGCCAGUGUGUGGUAUCCGUGGUAAAACUCUGAUCAUCAACCUGCCAGGGAGCAAGAAGGGCUCUCAGGAGUGUUUUCAGUUCAUCCUGCCCGCUCUGCCCCACGCCGUUGACCUGCUGCGUGAAGCCGCGGUCAGGGUUAAAUCCACACACGCCGCGCUGGAGCAGCUGCCCUCCCCUUCCCCUCUGCUGGCCAACACGCACAGCGACACAAACGCCAACAUGCACACCAUGGAGCGCGGCACCCAAUGCGAGGAAGAGGAGGACGAGGAGGAGGAGGAGGACAGGAGGAGAGUUCGACACGCGCACAACCACCACCACCACCACCACCAUCACCAGCAUGGUACCUCCCACAUCACCGCAGCUGCUAUCGCUGCCAAGACGAGCCAUGCUGUGGUCAUGGCUAAGGGGGGUCCCUACUUUGCCGGCAACACACCUGCCCCACCCACUCAUUUCACCUGCUCCUGUAGUCAUGAUCAGCAGAUCCCGGACUCUAUCAUUUCCCGAGGCGUUCAGGUGCUUCCUCGAGAUUCUGCCUCUUUAAGCUCCACCCCUUCCGAGUCACCACGGGCCACACAGGCGACCUCCCGUCUUUCCACCGCCUCAUGCCCGACACCCAAGGUUCAGUCACGAUGUGGCAGUAAUGAGAACAUUCUGAGAGCAAGCCACAGUGCGGUGGACAUCAGUAAAGUGGCACGUCGUCAUCGCAUGUCUCCGUUCCCGUUGACUUCAAUGGACAAAGCCUUCAUCACUGUUCUAGAGAUGACACCCAUUCUGGGAAUUGAAGUCAUUAACUACAGAGAUGGUUUCGGUCGAGUGCUCGCUCAGGACAUAUAUGCCAAAGACAACCUUCCUCCGUUCCCUGCUUCUGUUAAAGAUGGCUAUGCUGUACGAGCUGCUGACGGCCCGGGAGAUCGCUUCAUCAUGGGAGAAUCCCAGGCUGGACAACAGCCCACUCAUACAGUGAUGCCAGGUCAGGUGAUGAGGGUGACAACCGGGGCUCCGAUUCCUUGUGGAGCUGACGCUGUGGUCCAGGUAGAAGAUACAGAACUUCUGAGGGAGUCUGAGGAUGGCACUGAGGAGCUGGAGGUGAGGAUCAUGGUCCAGGCCCGUCCUGGACAGGACAUCAGGCCAAUAGGCCAUGACAUCAGGCGAGGGGAGUGUGUGUUGGCUAAAGGAACACAUAUGGGGCCGUCAGAGAUCGGCCUGCUGGCUACAGUGGGAGUGACUGAGGUCAGCGUGCACAAGUUCCCUGUGGUGGCAGUCAUGUCCACUGGAAACGAGCUGUUGAAUCCAGAGGAUGAUCUUCACCCAGGAAAAAUACGAGACUCCAACCGCUCCACCCUGCUGUCCACCAUCCAGGAACAUGGAUAUCCCACCAUCAAUCUGGGCAUUGUUGGAGACAACCCUGAUGACUUGCUGUCAGCGCUCCAUGAGGGAAUCAGUCGUGCCGACGUCAUCAUUACUUCGGGGGGUGUGUCCAUGGGAGAGAAGGACUACCUAAAGCAGGUGCUGGAUAUUGACCUUCAUGCUCAGAUCCACUUUGGACGAGUCUUUAUGAAGCCAGGUCUUCCUACUACAUUUGCCACAGUUGACAUCGACGGAAUUCGGAAACUCAUCUUUGCUCUGCCAGGAAACUUCAACUUCAGAGAGACUGGGUCCUCCCUGCUGGAGGUCGUAGCCCCGAGUGAGACCGAGGCCAGACAACCACUAACCCCUGCACCUAGAGGAAGUAACCCAGUGUCUGCAGUGGUGACCUGUAACCUGUUUGUGAUUCCUGCUCUGAGGAAGAUGCAAGGCAUUCUGGACCCUAGACCUACAAUUAUUAAAGCUAGGCUUUCUUGUGACGUGAAGCUGGAUCCCAGACCAGAGUACCACCGCUGUAUUCUCACCUGGCAUCACCAGGAGCCACUGCCCUGGGCACAAAGCACAGGCAACCAGGUAUCCAGCAGGCUUAUGUCAAUGCGUAGCGCUAACGGUCUGCUGAUGUUACCUCCCAAAACAGAGCAGUACGUGGAACUGCAUAAGGGAGAGGUUGUGGACGUCAUGGUCAUCGGACGGCUAUGAUGCACG
This is a messenger RNA of Etheostoma cragini (Arkansas darter), 2643 nucleotides long. It is a transcript of the gene gphna, whose product is annotated as gephyrin a. Gene Ontology annotation, molecular function: molybdopterin molybdotransferase activity. The transcript is spliced from 24 exons. Lineage: Eukaryota; Metazoa; Chordata; Actinopteri; Perciformes; Percidae. Bases 148 to 2637 code for a protein of 829 amino acids. The record is from RefSeq and is a predicted model, not a curated record. Gene Ontology annotation, cellular component: cytoplasm; dendrite; cytosol. Gene Ontology annotation, biological process: postsynaptic neurotransmitter receptor diffusion trapping; gamma-aminobutyric acid receptor clustering; molybdenum incorporation into molybdenum-molybdopterin complex.